UGUUUCAGAUGUUUCUCCUCGCGCGUCGUGUGCGUCUGCAGUGCGUGUGGGUCGGAUGGAUGUUCUCGAACCACAAUCUUAAAGUUCUGGAUAAAAGAGAAACUUCAUGUGUGCUUAAUCUGAGGAAUGAAGCUACUGAGGGAAAACCGCUCGCAUUCUGCGGGAAUAAUGGCUGUGUGUGUCCUGAUGAUGAUGAUGAUGAUGGUGUUUGGUUGUGUGAAGGGCUCGUCUCCUCGUCUGGCUCUAGAGAAGAGUCUCGUCUGGCCAUCCAAACACACACAGUGUCUCCACAUGCUGAAACACCUGCAGAACGGUGCUCGCAUCACUGUCCAGAUGCCACCCAGCAUCCAGGGACACUGGGUCUCCACCAGCUGUGAGGUUCGUCCCGGUCCGGAGUUCAUCACUCGCUCGUACCGUUUCUUUCACAACAACACGUUUCAGGCGCAUCAGUUCUACUACGCAGACAAUCAGUGCACCGCGCCGAGCUACACGCUGCUGAUCCGGGGCCGUCUGCGUCUGCGGCAGGCGUCCUGGAUCGUCCGAGGCGGCACCGAGGCCGACUAUCAGAUCCACGGCACACGUCUGGUGUGUCACUCGGCGUCUGUGGCCCGAGAGCUCGCUCAGCGGCUGAAGCACAGCUGCAGGGAUCUGGGCUCCUGGCUGCCGAACGUGAGCUACGAGCUGUGGAGCGACUGCGACUGCGGCUGCGCACUGAACUUCUCCAUGCACGAGCUGCAGCUGCUGCGGCUGGAGAAGCAGUAUCUGCAUCACAGUCUGGAUCAGCCGCUGGAGGAGCUUUAUCUGGGAGACAUUCACACCGAAGCGGCGCAGAGGAUGCUCUACAGACCCUCCAGCUACCAGCCCGCGCUGCAGAACACACAGGUGAGAGCAUCAUUCACCUGUGAAGCGUAACCAUUCAAACUGUAAACGGCCUGCAGUUAGACUGUGUUCUAUGGGUUUCUGAAUGGAUGGCAGAUGCUGAGAUCCGAUUUAACAUCGUGACAUUUCAAGACAUUUUACACUCUUUUGCAUUGAUGGUUCCUUAGAUUGUCAAAAAGGUUCUUUAGAUGAAUGUU
Sinocyclocheilus anshuiensis is the source of this 1076-nucleotide messenger RNA. Its product is annotated as protein APCDD1-like. Gene Ontology annotation, molecular function: Wnt-protein binding. Lineage: Eukaryota; Metazoa; Chordata; Actinopteri; Cypriniformes; Cyprinidae. The coding region runs from base 127 to 912 and encodes 261 amino acids. The record is from RefSeq and is a predicted model, not a curated record. Gene Ontology annotation, biological process: negative regulation of Wnt signaling pathway. Gene Ontology annotation, cellular component: plasma membrane. The transcript has 3 exons.